AUGAAUUCUAAUCUUGAAUCAUUCGCAUGUUUAUGGCUCGAUCGGAAUGUUAAUUCAACAGAGGAUAAUAUAAAAACUCAAAAAGAACUUCGUCGAAUGAUCAAUCAUCUUCGAAUAUUCGAUAAUAUUGAUAAAUGUGAAGAAUACAUUCGACAGAUUACACAAGAAAAAGUUAUUCUUAUUGUAUCAGGUUCAUUAGGUCGAGAUUUUGUACCUCGACUUCAUGAUCUUCCACAAUUAACUGCAUGCUAUGUUUUUUGUCAAGAUCAAAAAACUAAUGAACAAUGGGCUAAUAAAUAUCAUAAGGUCAAUGGUGUUUUUAUUAAUUAUGAUAAACUUAUUGCAAAAAUAUCUGAAGAUCAAAUUGGUCGUAAAAACCUAGUAGAUGGAACUUCAAUAUCAGUAAUUAGUUCUGGUUCUCAAUCUCUUGAAGUUCGUAAUGCUAUGUUUAUGUGGUUUCAAUUAUUUAUAGAAGUUCUUCUUCGUAUGCAUCAUAAAUCAAAUGAUCGUAAAGAAUUUUUAGAUAUUUGUAAGAAUAAUUAUAAUGAUAAUGAAGAAGAGAUGGAAAUGAUUAAUGAAUUUGAAAAGAGUUAUAAACCAGAAAAUGCUAUACGGUGGUAUACACGUGAAUCAUGUUUUUAUCGAAUAAUGAAUAAAGCAUUACGUGUACAAGAUUUUGAUUUAUUAUUUUCUCUUCGAUUCUUUAUAACUGAUAUUGCUAAACAAAUCAAAAUUGAAAAUGAAAAAUUCAUUCGUACGACUGAUAGUCGAAAUAUUUUUCGUGUUUAUCGUGGUCAACUAAUUGGAAAUAAUGAACUUGAAUUAAUGAAGAAUAAUAUUGGUCAAUUUCUUUCAAUGAAUUCAUUUUUAUCAACAACUCGUUCUCGAUCAACUGCUCUGCAAUUCGUUCUACUUAAUCAAAAAACUGAUGAUGUUCAAAAACUGAUUUUCGAAAUAGAAAUUAAUCCACGUUUAAAAACAAAAGCUUUUGCUGAUAUUACUCAAAUGAGUUUUUUUCAAAAAGAAGAUGAAAUAUUGAUUAUGCUUGGUGCUUUAUUUCGAAUUGAACAAAUAUAUGAAAAUGACAAGGAAGGAAUAUGGAUAGCUCGUGUAUCAUUAGCAAGUGAAGAUGAUUAUCAGUUAAAAGAAAUAUUUUCUUACAUGAAAAAUAGAAUUGAUGAUGAUAC
This is a messenger RNA of Rotaria sp. Silwood1, 1187 nucleotides long. Lineage: Eukaryota; Metazoa; Rotifera; Eurotatoria; Philodinida; Philodinidae. The record is from the annotation of a GenBank genome assembly.